This is a messenger RNA of Musca domestica (house fly), 1723 nucleotides long. RefSeq names its product UDP-glucosyltransferase 2-like. The record is from RefSeq and is a predicted model, not a curated record. The transcript has 2 exons. The coding region runs from base 90 to 1646 and encodes 518 amino acids. NCBI's taxonomy places the organism in Eukaryota, Metazoa, Arthropoda, Insecta, Diptera, Muscidae. Gene Ontology annotation, molecular function: UDP-glycosyltransferase activity.
AAUCGUUCUAUUAAUUCUCUUCCGAUGUUAAUGUGGAAAACAACCGGUAUUGAUUGUUACACUUUCAGUUCAAUUCUAAAAUCGAAACGAUGAAGUGUUCAAACACGUUGAUAUCGAUCGUUGCUUAUCUGGCUAUAAAUUUAACGCAACAAAGUGAAAGUGCUAAAAUUCUAGCUAUUUUUCCUUUCCCCGGACCAUCUCAAUAUAUUUUGGUGAAACCCUAUCUGAAAACUUUAGCAGCUCGCGGUCAUGAGUUGACGGUGCUGAAUGCUUUUCCUUCCAAGGAUAAUGGAAAUAAUUAUCGAGAUAUACCUAUUAUGGAGGCACAUGAAAUACAAAAAUAUUAUAUGCAGGGUGCAGUGAUAAAGCGAAACGUAUGGUCUGAUCUAACAUUUACUGCAGAAUUUUUCUACAACGUCACCAGAUCGGUGCUGAGAUGUCCAGAAGUACAAGAACUUCUCAAGAAUGAGUCAUUCGAUUUGGCCAUAAUCGAAGCCAUUAACGCCGAAGCUUGGUACAGCUUUGGACCACACUUUGGUAUGCCAAUUAUAGGAGUUUCGAGUUUUGGUAGCGACCUGAUUAUUAAUGAUCUGAUGGGUAAUCCUGCACCGUUCGCCUAUACGCCCUCAAUGGGUUCGGCAUUUACCGAGGAAAUGACCUACUGGGAACGUCUGCAAAAUGUUGUGAUACAAUUACUGCAACUCUUGCAUUAUUAUUGGAUACACUUGCCACGGCAGGAGGAACUAAAGGAGUACUAUAUGCCUCAUAUUAAGCAGCACGUUAGCAGUUUGCGAAAAAAUAUUUCAUUAUUUUUAUUGAAUCAACAUUUUUCUCUCUCUUUUGCCCGGCCCAAUGUGCCGAACAUGAUCGAAGUGGGAGGUUUUCAAAUUCCCAGCGAACCGAAUCCCCUGCCUAAAGAUAUAAGAGCUAUUAUUGACAACUCAGAGCAGGAUAUAAUAUAUUUCUCCAUGGGUUCAAAUGUGAAAAGCAAAGAUUUCCCCCCAAAGACCCUGCAGAUUUUCAAUGAAGUUUUUGCCCAACUACCCUAUACAGUGCUUUGGAAAUAUGAAAAUCCCCAGUUACCUGGAAAACCGUCGAAUGUCUUCAUCAAUCCAUGGUAUCCGCAAGCAGACAUCUUAGCCGAGAAGAAAGUGAAGUUGUUUAUUUCCCAUGGUGGACUGUUGUCCACCUUCGAGGCAGUUCAUCACGCCAAGCCAAUGUUGGGCAUACCCAUAUUUUUCGAUCAGAAUUUAAAUGUUAACAAUGCCCAGAAACGAGGUUUUGCCAUAAAAUUGGAUAUCGCAACUCUAACACCUUCUCUAUUGAAGGAGAGUAUUUUGGAAAUGAUGAAUAAUGGCAGUUAUAGCCGAAAGAUCAAAGAGAUUUCACAGAGAUAUCAUGACAAACCCAUGAAGCCAUUAGAUUUGGCGAUAUAUUGGACCGAAUAUAUCCUGCGAUAUGGUGGUGCCCAACACAUACGCAGUCCAGCUCAGAGGAUGAAUAUUCUGCAGAGUCAUAGUAUAGAUACUAUUGGAGUUUUAUUGGGAGGAUUUUUGGCAGUUUUGAGUAUGACGAUUUGGGGAAUUGUGAAAAUUUGUAGAUUUGCAUUUAUUGGAGGAGAAAGAAAGAAAGUGAAAAAGAAUUAGGUCUUAGUUGUGAAAUAUUUAAAUGUUGUUAUGUUUUUGUUUCAUUUUUUUAAUAAUAAAAUCAUUUUAACCCUGUA